CUUAGACUUUUAGUAGUCUAUUUUGCUCUUAUUUUCCUCUCUCUUGUGAUGAAUCCUUUCUUCUUUUAGCCAAAUUAGUCUGGUUUUUUUGGCUGUCCCUUCUCAGAUUUGGGACAUUGAAGUAGUGUCUAAGGCUUAUUUGAUGACAAACGAUAAUGAAAUGAUAUAUCACUGAAAAACGAGAGAAGUGUUUACCUUGUCUCUUGGGCAUAAAAAUCUUAUCUUUCUGUGGAUUUGAUGUGAUAUUAUGACCAGUAAAUAGAGGUGAAAUGUGAGUCUUUUCCUGAAAUCAGAUAAAUGGGGUCUUGCUUUAGUGUAGAAGAGGAGAUUCAGCAGCCACAGAAUAAGGUUGCCCAUGGAAUUGCUGCAUUUCCUGGACAAGCACAUUCUCAGCUUUCCAACAAGGCAAAUGCACCACAAACCAGUAGCACUGAAGGUGCAAAAAGUGUUGUCAUAGUUUCAAAAGAUGUCAACGAUCUGCGUCAAAAUCCCGUGAAUAGUAAUCUUGACUUGUUUACGUAUGAAGAGAUGAAGUUAGCUACCAAGCAUUUCCGACCAGAUCAAGUUCUUGGUGAGGGUGGGUUUGGCAUAGUUUAUAAGGGAGUUAUAGACGGGAAUGUGAGGCCUGGUUACAAAACCACCCGUGUUGCCAUUAAAGAGCUUGAUCCUGAAGGUCUGCAGGGUGACAGAGAAUGGCUGGCAGAAGUGAACUACUUGGGGCAACUUUGUCACCCUAACCUGGUGAAGCUCAUUGGAUAUUGCUGUGACGAUGACCAUCGGCUGUUGGUUUAUGAAUACAUGGCUUCUGGAAGCCUGGAGAAACACCUUUUCCCAAGAGUCUGUUCUACACUAACAUGGUCAAGGAGAAUGAAGAUCGCUUUAGAUGCUGCAAAAGGGCUUGCUUUUCUUCAUAGUGCAGAAAGGCAAAUUAUUUAUCGAGAUUUCAAGACUUCUAAUAUUUUGCUGGAUGCGGAUUUCAAUGCAAAGCUUUCUGACUUUGGACUUGCAAAGGAUGGGCCUAUGGGAGAUCAAACACAUGUAUCAACCCGAGUCAUGGGUACCUACGGCUAUGCAGCUCCUGAGUAUGUCAUGACUGGACAUUUAACCGCAAGAAGUGAUGUUUAUGGCUUUGGGGUCGUCUUGCUUGAGAUGCUUAUUGGAAGGAGAGCAAUGGAUAAGAGUAGGCCUAGCCGGGAGCAUAACCUUGUGGAGUGGGCUCGCCCACUUCUUAACAGCAGCAAGAAGCUUUUGAAAAUACUGGACCCUCGAAUGGAAGGGCAAUACUCUACUAAAGUCGCCGUAAAGGUGGCAGUUCUUGCAUAUCAAUGUCUUAGCCAAAACCCGAGAGGGAGGCCUGUCAUGAGCCAAGUGGUCGAAUUACUGGAAGGCUUUCAAACUCAAACUGGAAGUCGAGAGGAGGAAAUGCUUCAGAGUGGAGGUGGAAGUGUAACCCUUUAUGAAGUCCCGAGAGGAAUGCCUGACAGUCCGGCCACAGAGCAGAAAAACCAGCUGAAAAGUGAGAGUCAAAGAGAUGUCAGGCCUCCAAAAAAAGCAAACAAACAAAUGGAAGGAGCAGAAGUGAGCCUCCGAAGGAGUGCGAUCUUUACAGUUCUUUCCGAGAUGCUGGACUAG
This is a messenger RNA of Coffea arabica (coffee), 1632 nucleotides long. The record is from RefSeq and is a predicted model, not a curated record. NCBI's taxonomy places the organism in Eukaryota, Viridiplantae, Streptophyta, Magnoliopsida, Gentianales, Rubiaceae.